AUGGCACCGUCUAAGGACAGUUGUAGAGCUGGCACAGGUGGCACAGAUGGCAAGGGUGGCAGGGAGCGGGGAGCAGAGUGUGGCAGUUGGCUUUCAGUCAGCGGCGCCAACGCUAAUCAAACGGGCCAAGUUAACAUAAGCACUUCUGGCCAUGUCGUUGUCAUUGACGAGUCGCCGUCGCUACAAGACGACGCCGGCGACAACAAAACAACAACGACAGCAACAACACCAACUAUAAUAUCGGCAACAACAUCAGCAAUACGCAAACAACACUCUCUGAUUGAGUCGGCAUCCAGCCACGCCCACUGCAACGUGGCCAGAUACACGGCCCAGCAGCGUGGUUACCUCUCGCGUGGUCUCUCCGUUGGCCGUUCCAUAGAGAGUAUACGCCAGAAGCUGUAUGCAUCGCCAGCGCCCAUCGUGGGCAGCCUGAGUCGCCAGACAUCCUUGGCCCUGGGGGAGUCCACAACGACAAGACUUGCCGGCCGGCUGGCAACCACAGAGGCCACACAGGAGCUGGGCGUACGCUUGAGGGAGAAGAGUCUGGUCGCCUGGUCAUCCACAACCUCGCUGCAAAGAGCUGGUAUGCCACAGCAGCAGCAGCAGCAGCAGCAGCAGCAGCAUCAGUGGCUGCCGGAUGACCAGAAACCAGAUCAAACGGAAACAGACAAUGCCAAGAAUCGCAUCAAUCUGAAUAUUGUGCUGGCCCAAACAAUACGCGCCACCAACGAGCAGGAGCCGCUACACAGUGAUCUCGACGAGACCAGUGAGCUCUGCAAGGAACCGCCAACAACAGCAGCAGCUGCAAGGGCCAACUGCAAUCCGGCUGCAAUUGCAACAGCAAGUCUCAGUCCAAGUCUGGUCGAGGAGAACGUUUCGUGCGCUUUGACGGUGCAGCGGCGACCGCCUUUGGUGCGUGCUAUGUCCGCUCCGGUGCGCCUGGACGAGAACAGCAAGAGCGGUGUCCUGGCCAGCCUUGCUGCCGGCAAGCGCAGCCAGCAGCAGAAGUUGCGGCGUCGCAAGAUCUUCACACGUGCCACCUCCUCGGUGGCGGUGCCGGUCGAUGGUAGUCCACUGCUAGGCGCCGAUGCCAGCGGCUCCAACAACAACAACAGCAGCAACAAGAAGUCAUUGAGUCGUGCUCGGAGCGUCAUUGCACCGGAUGUGAUUACGCUCGUCUCGCUGCUGAGCUCCGAGGGCAGCGAUUCGGAGCGCGAGGAGAACUCCUCCUCCGCCCAUUCCACGCCCACGGGCAACGAGAAGAAGCAGCUGCAUUCCUCAACCACAUCGCAGCGCAGUCCGCAGCGAAGGGCGCCACUGCUGCGCAAAACGGGCAAAUCGGUCUCGUUUCAAGACAGCUAUCCGCCCACCUUCCAACUGGCCUCCAAGGAGUACUCGCACAUGAUACGCCGCGGAUCGAUUGCGCCGCUGGCAGCGCGAAUUCGAGCAAAUCGUCCGCCGACGGCGCCACCCGUUUCCAUAUUUCUCAGCGAGCCGGGCAGCAAGUCGAGCAAUCAAAUGGAUGCCCGCCAGCAGACAGAGGCGCCCGGCUCACCCACAGAGGAGGCCAAGAAGGAGAAUAAUUCGUCCAACUGCAAUGUGCAACAACAGCAACAACAGCAGCAACAGCAGCAGCAGCAAGAGGAGCAGCAGCAGCAGCAGGAUUACAAUUUCCCGUUGUAUGUGUGCAGCAUCAAGGAGCGGGAGUGCUGGAAACUGCAUCAGAAGAUGUGCGCCAAGGGUGUCAGUGUUAGUUACGAUACCGUGCUGCGUGGCAUGUUGACACCCACGGAAUUCCGGCACUUUCAAAAGCAGCGCGAGCACGAGGAGGCCAAGGUGCAGGAAGCCGCCGAUGCUGAGGCGGAGGCAGCCGCGGCGCUCACUGAGAAGGAUGCUAAGAAAACGCCAUCGACGGCCAUUGAACGCCUCUCCGAGUCCUUGCUGCAGCGAGAGUGAUGAGGGGCAGGUGGCAGAUGGGAGGUGGGAGGUGGGAAAGCCGUGUGGAAGUGGACCAAAUUAUGCAUUUGCCCCCAUUCAAAAGAUAUCCGACACUGCAGCAGCAUCUUCAGCUGUAGUCGUAGUAGAGAGCACUUGUUAACGGUCACCCUGCUGAGGCACAACGUCGCAACGCAUCCUAGUUGUAUCCUGUAGUUGGUAGUUGUAUUUGGUAGUUGUGGCAAGUAUCUUAACGCUUAAGGACGUUGUGCUGGCCAAUCGCAACUGAAACUAGCUGAGAACAAAUAA
This is a messenger RNA of Drosophila grimshawi, 2244 nucleotides long. Its product is annotated as AF4/FMR2 family member lilli. The transcript has 4 exons. Lineage: Eukaryota; Metazoa; Arthropoda; Insecta; Diptera; Drosophilidae. The record is from RefSeq and is a predicted model, not a curated record. The coding region runs from base 1 to 1956 and encodes 651 amino acids.